Messenger RNA from Botrytis porri, 2418 nucleotides. RefSeq lists its product as uncharacterized. NCBI's taxonomy places the organism in Eukaryota, Fungi, Ascomycota, Leotiomycetes, Helotiales, Sclerotiniaceae. Bases 1 to 2418 code for a protein of 805 amino acids. The record is from RefSeq and is a predicted model, not a curated record. The transcript has a single exon.
AUGAAUCCAGUAACUGAUAGUGAAACUCCUCCACCGCGUUUGGUAGAUAUCACACCUCUAAGACCUCGGUCCAUGGGAACACCCUCGUCUAUCAAUCCUACACUGUUAUCGCGCCGCCGAACGAGUAGAUCUCAGAAUAAUGGCACAAUCGAUACUGUACCAGAAUUGAGAAGAUUUAACAGUUCAGGUACCAAGUCGAGUGGAAGAACUAGACCUCGUCAAACGACUAGUCAAAGCUAUGGAUCUUUGGAUACAACACCACCUGGACGUGAAAGAGAAACCAUGAAAGAUUUAUCCGAAUUUCUCAUGUCUUAUGAUCCCCCGGCGCAUAAUCUAGUUGCGCUCCCACAAACCACCCCAAGAAAAAAGUUUGGUCUUCUCCGCAGGAAGCAAAAGAAGGAAUCGAAGUCCACUCAUUUUUUGAAACUCCCCGAUACAGCUAUUGCUGCAAAAACUCGUCAGGGCGUGCAGUAUAUAGCAAUUUCCAUACCGCUAGAGCAUGACUACCUGGGGAGACUUCCGACACCUCCUGGGACGACUUCAGAAUUGACACGGGUUCCAAUACCGGAUAGAAGCCCUGUUGUUAUUCCCAAGCCAGGCUACAAAAUUGGGGAUUCUGCUAGACCUCCACCGGAACUUCCUGUACUUAGUAGGACUACUUCAACCUCUAAUAGGAAUACUUGGGGCCCAGGUACUUUAACAAAAGUAGUUACAAAACCAGGGUCGGAAGAGGUGAUGCUGCAAAAUAGAUACAUUCAUCGAACUAGUCAAGUGUAUACCCCUACUGGAAGCAUUUACUACGAUGCUCCAGAAACCCGACCUCGACCGCAGUCAUCAAAAGUAUUUUCCUCGCCCAGUCUUUCAUUCAAAAUAGCUCCAACAGAUAAUCCUCGAGCAAAUUCUCUCAAUUCCGUCAACCGUCCAAUAUUCUGGAGCAAUAGAUCCGACGGCCCCUUACGAGUGAUAAAUAGAACACCAUCUCCCGAUAUCAAACCGACUUAUCAGAGUCACAAAGUGAUCAAAUCAAUAUCCACUAUUCAUAGCAUCGCAACUUCAGGAACAAAUAUCAGACACUCGCUAAAGUCUACACCAGAUAGUUUUAAUACGAACUCCUCGGCGCAAGCAGUGUUUGGAACUGCUGAGACGGUUGAUCUGCAGAGUUUUAGAGGGACUCCAGGGCCUUCAAUUGCUUCACCGGGAAGUGAGAAUAUACUCCAGUUUCCUGCAACUACUGAGGUGGAGGCAGAAAGUCCAUGUAGGAAUCAAGCGACCUCUUCCGUCGAAAUUUCAACACCAAUAAGUCCACAAUUUGGCAGCAAUGAGAAUCAAACAGAACAAGCAACACAGCAAAGCCGUCGCGAGAAAGUACGAGCAAAGAGGAAAAAAGACUUGGCCUCUAUUCGAUCAAGAAACUCGAGUGUGCAUCACACAAAUACAAAUACAAAUACAAAUACAAAUACAAAUACGGAUACAAACCAAGCAUCCAUUCAAUUGGUUCCAGAAACUUCUCCUACUGAAGUCGAACCUUUAUCUCCACUAUCAUCAAAUCCACCCUUUGGACCACCAAGUCGCUCUCUAAAACGUCUCGCUCAAAACCCGAAUGAAUUGUCUACAACUCGUACCAUGCUCGUAGCCGACUCCCCGCCUUAUGUUGAAGAAUUAAGACAGUGUGAUUUUGGAGCACGUCCCAUAUCGCCUGCUCUAACGAAGUCGCCUUCGAGACUCCCGAGACCUACAUUUGACUCAAUAACCUCUUUUUAUCGAGUCGACAGUGAGGAUUCAGCUUAUACGCAUCAGUCUACCCAGACUAUUUUAAGUCAUACUACACCGUUGGCGCCGACGACAUGGUUAGGGAAGGAAAGGGAUGGGAGAAAUAGUAGUGAUGGGUUUGGUUAUACACGGAUGGAUUUCUCUUCUGAUGAGGAUUUGGAGUAUUUGAAUGGAGAUAGACAUGGAGAGCUGGAUAGAAAUAUGGAGAGACGAAGCACGGGGGAGAUAGGAACAAGUCUCCGAUCGACAAGCUUGAAAGAAAAAGAAUUGGAUGUGCGAAUGAGGAUUGUGGAGAGACAUACGGAUGUGCUUUUACAGACGUUGGAAGGGAUUGCGAAGAGUUUUGAUGGGUUGGGAGCGGUGGGGAGAUUGAGGUGGGAGGAGGUUCAUGGGAGGAGUGGGGUGGGUGCGAGGAGUAUGGGAAUGGGAAUGGGGUCCAGGUCGAGUGUUAUUAGGAUGAAGGAGAGUGAUGGGGAGAGAGUGAAUAGUAUGGCGAGUGAGGGGAAGGGAAAUAGGAGGAGAGCUAAUACGACGGGGAUGGGGGUGGAGAAUAGGAACGGAGAUGCGGAUAUAGAUUUGGUGAUGAGGGAGAUUCGGAUGGCGGCUCCAAGGGUUAGUGAGGAGGGUUCGAGGGAGAGGAGAGGAUGA